Messenger RNA from Tarenaya hassleriana, 3312 nucleotides. RefSeq names its product protein BRANCHLESS TRICHOME. The record is from RefSeq and is a predicted model, not a curated record. Lineage: Eukaryota; Viridiplantae; Streptophyta; Magnoliopsida; Brassicales; Cleomaceae. The transcript has a single exon. Bases 2392 to 3216 code for a protein of 274 amino acids.
UUUUUUUGGUAUGAUCUUCUUGAUCAAUACAUAGUUUUUUUUAGAUAUGCUAUGAGGUAUCCAGACCUGGAGUGAUCAAUGACAAAAUGAAAACGGAAUCUGGUGAAGGCGUCAUCACCAAAGUUGGAGGCUUGGGGGCGAGUGAUCCUUUCUCUGCUUCAAAUUUCUGUAAUUUCACAGUCCAAAUUCGAAAUCUGGUGAAAGAUGUUGAGUCCAAUUCUUCUUUUUAUAUGAAAUUUGUUUCUUGGGAUCCCGACCCUAAGCCGAAUCGUCCAUGGAUCUGUCUCCUCCUUGUUGUGUCUCUCUCCAUUUCCGGAACCUUUGCAGAGAUCCGGUCCGAUGAUCGACCAACCAUCCCACUGGAUGAAUUCGGAUUCACUCACGCGGUUCGACUCGAGCUCAACUUCUCCUGGACCUAUCGUGAAUGGGGUUCUUCCUCUGCACAAGGGGGACGCUUGCGUUCACGUGAUUCAACAGCUAGAGGAAGGGGGAAAUAACAUGCACUCUCCAGUCGGAUCUGGAGAAACAUGUCUGCACCUUCAACAAUCUGAAAGAGGGCAAGAGCACGUUCAACACCGCGUCCAUCGAGAACGACGCCGAUCAGUACUCGUUAGUCUUCGCCAUAUGUCUUCAGCAUGGACGGCCGCCAUGUACAACCUCCAAGGCAAGAGUGGUCGUCGGAAUUGCCUCUCCGUUAAAAAAAUUGUCCUCCCGAAGACAUAUUUCCUCCUCCUCUCUCUCUCUCCCUCUCGUCUACUUCAUUCUCGCCGAAAUUUGGAUCUAUUGCGUGAGGCCGAUUGGAAACAGAACAGCACAGCGACAAAUGACAUCAACAAACAAAAAGAUCUAUUUCCAUGUGAUCCAGUCCUGGCCAUACGGCCAAUCUCACCAAUGUUAGCCACGACCUGGAUGGGCAUAACGAUCGUCAAGAUCUUCUUUUCCUUGUCCCACAAGUAUGGUUUCAGGAAGGAUCAACCCGUUCCGAUCAAGACGAUCAGAGUGAAAAGAGUGAUACCCUUUAGGGAGUUGAAUAUGUAGAACACCACAACCCAAUCAUGAGCAGUUCUAGUUGUCUUGAUAUAGGACUUAUCUUUUCCCAUUCGGAUCCCAUGAUCCUAGGCUUAGUUCGGCUCCCGUUCGAAUACGACUUGAGGUUCUCGGCCAUGGCAGUAUUACAUUGUGGUUAUCUGCUGUCUACUUCACCCGUGUCGUUGUCUAUGGAGACCAUUACCUCUUACAAGUAUCUCUGGACUAGUGUUGUUGCUGGAGAGUUGGCUCCUGUUGCUUUCUAUGUGUUUACUGGGCUAGAGGUUCACAACCCGUGUUUUGUGGUGGAUGGAGAGCAUGAAGAGGCUGCAGCAGAGGCCCUGAAACUUGCAGACGAGUUUGAAUUGUGAGCCACUGAGCCAUGGCUGGAAUCUCUGGGAUUUGGUAAAGAUGCAAACUUUCUUAAACAUGAUGAUUGAGAUUGAAACCGGAUCAUCAAAACAAGUCAUGUCUUCUCUGUUUUCUUGUUAUUCUUCUUAAAAUGGUAGUGCCUGUUUUUUUUUUUUCAUAGGAAAACUUGAUAUAGGCUCAUGUGUAUCCCUAUUGAUUGAAUAGUAUGUGUAUCACUAUAGAUUUUCUCUUGGACAUUGAAAUAUCAAAUUUGUGUUGUAUCUGAAAGAAUGCUGGAGUUUAUGGCAGGUUUGAGGUAUGAUCUCAAUUGGGAUUUGCCUAUAUAGAUAAAAAUUCAAGCAACAAUCAAUCUACAUACAUGAAACAAUCGGUUCCAUUGACGGAUAUCCGCAAGUAUACAAGGAUGUACUAAAUUUGCUGAAACGGAUACAAACAACAUUGAGUGUUGGCACAACAAUGGAGAAUACUGAUUAUGCUUUGGUAUUGGCAAAAGGGUUUAUACUUUAUAGUAGUUGAUAGAGAGAUAACACAGAGGUGGAGCAAAUUCUGCAUUAAUGGCAGAAAAGGCCAUAAAUCCAUAGCUGAAUAUAUUUGGGGGUGUGACUUAAUGGGACAUUCACUCGUGUCGUUGGCCCUUCAAGACAAUAACCCUAUCUCUCUUUCAAAGAGACAACAGAAGGGUGUUUCUAUCAUGUCAGAAUCCAACCAACACUGAAGAAAGGAAGCACCUUUUACAAUUAUGCAGAGGCAGAAGAAACCGAAGGUGCACUCAACGAUGAUGGAAGGUUAUGUGAUUGUGAUCAAUCUCUCAGCUUUGCAUAUUCUAAAGCUUCAAGCUUCAUGAUGACUUAACCCCACUUUCUUCUUUUCCUUUCCCUUUCAUAAUAUGUACCCUAUUAGAAAACCCAUCUCCCAAAAAGCAAGAACCUUUCUGCCACAAGAUAAAGCAAGAGAGCUUUAUCAUAUGAAGAGGACACAGAAGAAUCAACGAGGAUGAUGACCAGAAUCUCCAGUCCAGAUCAUCAGCACACUGUCUCCAGCUCAAAGUCUUGCGAGGAACCAAUCUGCAUAAGCUGGAGGCUUUACGAUAAUCCCCGCUACCACCACUCACUGCCUCAUCCUCAGCCUAAAACUUUGAUUUGGGAUCUUAAUUUCGCAAAGGCGUUCAUGGAAUCAGAACUGAAAGCAGCUCGAACCCAGAUCGUAGAACUGAAGGCAGAGCUGGAAUACGAGAGAAAAACGCGAAAACGGGCCGAGACAACGAACAAGAAACUGUCGAAAGAUCUCGAAAACGAGAGAAGGGGAAGGGAAGCAUUGGAGAUGGAGUAUAAUCGGCUUUUCAGAGAAUCCUCAUCCGAUAAAUCAGAUAUCCAUAGACUGAAACGAGAGAUUGAAGAGGAGAGAAAGAUGCACAGAUUGGCUGAGGUUUUGAGAGAGGAGAGAGUUCAGAUGAAGCUUGCGGAUGCGAGGCUUUUCUUAGAGGAGAAGUUAUCAGAGUUGCAGAAAACCGAAAGUUCAGAGCCUAUGAACAAAUUGCAGGAGGAGACAGCGAUAAAGCUUGGAAGGGUUUCGAGCUCAGAAAGAAGAAACUGCGACGUCAGCAAUUGGAACUUACAGAAGAGAUCGUCGCCGGAGGCAGAGAAUCCGCACAUAAGGAGAGGGAUCAUGGGAUUUGUGGAGUUUCUGAAGGUUAUCAUGAGAGCUAUAAGAUCGAAAAGUGGACAUUGGGGUUCGAAGAUUAAGUGCCAGAGAGCUCAGCUCAAGAUUCUGCUCAGACAAAACACAGCCCCAAGAUCUAACAGCUUUGUCUCAGGUUAAAAGCCCUUUCAGAUUGAUUGUGUUCUGUUUUUCUGCCUGUCUCUCUCAAUGUGUUCCAUUGAUUUUGUUCUUCUCGUAAUAUCAUAAAUCUGAUUU